Messenger RNA from Monopterus albus (swamp eel), 1746 nucleotides. RefSeq lists its product as uncharacterized. Gene Ontology annotation, molecular function: RNA-DNA hybrid ribonuclease activity; nucleic acid binding. The record is from RefSeq and is a predicted model, not a curated record. The coding region runs from base 71 to 1048 and encodes 325 amino acids. NCBI's taxonomy places the organism in Eukaryota, Metazoa, Chordata, Actinopteri, Synbranchiformes, Synbranchidae. The transcript has 2 exons.
UUUGCUUGAACAAAAACCCUCUCAUCUCUCCACAGCACAUUGGCUCCGUUACAACACCAUUUUACUGGAUAUGCCUAACAUCAAAGUAAAACGUUGCACUGUUUUGAAUCCUGCCACCCUCCUUCCCACACCCACUGAUGGGGAGGCACAUAACUGUGUUGCCAUUCUUCAACAGGUCUGUACACCCCGACCAGAUCUCCAGGAAACACCACUAACUAACCCUGAUUUUGUUUUGUUUGUUGAUGGCUCUGCCUACAGAGACACACAAAGUGUUAACCGUGCUGGUUAUGCUGUGUUCUCUCCUCAUGCCACUCUUGUCUCUGCGGCCCUACCUCCACAUUUCUCUGCACAAGCAGCUGAGUUGAUUGCUCUGACAGAGGCAUGUAAACUGGCCGAAGGACGCUCUGUUACUAUUUAUGCUGAUUCCAGGUAUGCCUUUGGUGUUGUUCUUGACUUUGGCUCUCUGUGGAAACACAGACACUUUCUCAAGUCUGAUGGAAAACCCAUUCUCCAUCAUGACAAGGUUGCAGUGUUGCUUGAUGCCAUUUUGCUGCCUAAAACUGUUGCUGUAUGUAAAUGUCAGGCUCACUCUCACAACUGUGACCCUAUCUCUCAAGGAAACUCCCGUGCUGAUGCUGCUGCCAAGAAGGCUGCUCUCUCCCAUCCUCCCACUAGCUCUCUGUUUGUUUCCUCUCCUGUGUCCGUUCCUGACUCUCUCACUGCAUUACAGUCUUUUGCCACCUCUGCAGAGAAACAGCAAUGGUGCACCUGUGGUGCGACUUUUUCAGAUGACAUUUGGUUAGGACCUGACAACAAACCCUGCCUACCUAAACAUUUCUUUCCCCAUUAUGCCAAACUUGCUCACGGACUCGAUCACGUGUCGAAAGGGGGAAUGUUGGACAUCAUAAACCAACACUGGUUUACAAAAGGAUUUUAUGCUCAGAAACAUUGUCAGUCAUGUAUGAUUUGUCCCACUAACAAUCCAGGUAAAACACCACAACUUGCACAGGCUGUACACCCUCACCUGACAAACCAUUUGACCACUUGAUGAUGGAUUUCAUUGAACUGACACCUGCUGGUGGUGAAAUCUGCCCUCCCAUCACCAGCCUCUGACACCCUGCAUAACCUGCAGCCUGGCGACUGGAUACUUGUCAAGGAGCUGAGGAGGAAACACUGGAAAUCCAAACAUUGGCAGGGGGCUGUUCCAAGUGCUGCUCACCACUCACACAGCGAUCAAUGUUGCUGAAUGAGCGACGUGGAUUCACGCUAGCCACUGCAAGAAGGUUCCACAUCCGGUGAACGACCCACCACUACUGCUUCCUGCAGACGGUAACACUGACGCCUAGCGGUGUCCGACUUCACUCCUUUUAUCCACCUGCCAACACAUUAUUCCACAGGAAAGGACUGUGCUACUGCAAACCACAGAAAAAAGACUGUGCUUCGGAUACACACAGAAAGAGACUGUGUUAAUUUUCUACAGUGUUACAGUGUGAGCCAAGCGCCGCUCAACACUGCACCGUACACUUGCACACAGCAGUCACAGUUCCAGAGAAAACAUAUACACCAUGACCUACAAGCAACAACAAUGUCUCUUGGAAACCGCUGCCGUGUUAACUGCAUACUGAUGGUUGCCUUCCCUCCACAUUUAUGCUGACUCUGAGCUUCCCUUCUCCAGGAUCUAAAUGUUUUUAUAUGUUAACAUUGACCCUUCCUCCACAGAUUAUGUCUCAUUACUUGUGCUUAGCC